Penicillium daleae is the source of this 2007-nucleotide messenger RNA. Its product is annotated as asparagine synthetase B family protein. The coding region runs from base 1 to 2007 and encodes 668 amino acids. The record is from RefSeq and is a predicted model, not a curated record. NCBI's taxonomy places the organism in Eukaryota, Fungi, Ascomycota, Eurotiomycetes, Eurotiales, Aspergillaceae. Gene Ontology annotation, cellular component: cytosol. The transcript is spliced from 6 exons. Gene Ontology annotation, molecular function: asparagine synthase (glutamine-hydrolyzing) activity.
AUGUGUGGAAUUAGCGCCGUUCUUUCGCUGAAAGGCUGCCCCGUACCACCGAAUGAGGACGCCUUAGACCAACUCGAUGAUCAGCUUAGCAAGAGUCUGGAUCUGAUUCAACAUCGUGGACCCGAUGCGCGAGGAAAAUGGAAUAGCGGGGACGGCAAUGUUUAUCUAGGACAUGUUCGACUAUCUAUUGUCGACCUCAGUUCGCAAGCGAAUCAGCCCUUCCACAACAGCGUAGACGAUGUUUAUGCAAUCGUCAAUGGCGAACUAUACGAUGACGAAUACUAUCGAAAUCUUCUGGGCAGCGAGUACGAUUUUCAUAGUCGCAGUGACUGCGAGAUUGUACUAGCUCUCUAUAGACAUUACGGUCUUUCAUUCUUGUCUUACCUUCGAGGAGAGUUUGCUUUGAUCUUAUGGGAUGCGCGCAGAAAGGUUUUUAUCGGGGCAAGGGACCGGUAUGGAGUCAAAUCUCUCUACUAUACUGUUGUGAACAAUCGACUGCUUGUGGCAACUGAGAUGAAAUGCUUUCUUCCGUUUGGUUGGAAGCCGGAGUGGGACGUCCAAAGUCUUAGGGAAUGUGGCUGGCUGUUUGGCGCAGGAACGUUGUUCAAGGGGGUUCAUUCGGUCGCACCCGGACAUUACAUCAUGAGCAGGGAUUUUAAGCCCAUUCAGGACGCAGUCUACUGGGAUAUCGAAUAUCCGAAUAAGCGAACGCCUGAGCUCCGAUCAGAAGAAGAGAUGAUCGAGGGCGUGCAGACUCGCCUGAUGGAAGCCAUUAAGGUCCGACUUCGUGCCGAUGUACCUUUGGGAAUCUACCUGAGUGGUGGGAUCGAUUCGUCGGCCGUGGCUGGCAUGGUAGCCCAUCUCGUCAAGGAAGAAGGCGCCCGACUUGGCAAUGAUGAUAGCCACCUCCUCUCACGAAUCAAAUGCUUCACGGUGCAGUUUGACAAGGAGAGCGGAGCUGAUGAGUCCGACAUUGCGCAGCGGACCGCGGAGUGGCUAGGCGCUGACUUUCAUACGGUACCAGUGACAGAGGAUGUUAUUACCUCUAAGUUCGAGGAUACUGUUUGGCACAGUGAGACACCAAUGCCGGACACAAACGGGAUAGGAAGACUCGCCAUGGCUGAAGUCGCCAACUCUCAUGGGAUCAAAGUGAUCUUAACUGGAGAGGGAUCCGACGAAAGUUUCGGCGGAUACAAAGAUUUGACUCACGAGUUCUUGCUCGAAAGCGACUUGUCGUGGCCCUCUUCCCUAUCAGGAACUGAGCUCACAGACGUAGCACAAAAGUCGAAAGCCACUUAUUCCCUGCAAGGCAUGCCUGAACCAGGCAGGGGACUACCCGAGUCGACACGUCGAAUGCUUAAUAAUACCUCAAUACUAAGCAGACUUUUAAUUAUCGGCCGUCUACCGUUUGCUGAAUGGACCGACUCCUUCACGGCGACACGCCCCGAAACUGCACAGGUUGAACGACUCGACGGACGGGUACGUGAGGCUAUCAUCAAUCGCUGGCAUCCACUUCAUACUGCAGAAUAUCUCUGGACCAAGGGAUUCUUCUGCAACAUGCUCCUUCGGUAUCUAGGUGAUAAUAUCGAUAUGGUUCACCACGUCGAGACUAGACCUCCGUUUCUAGAUCAUCAUCUAUCAGAGUAUGCCAACAACAUACCGCCAAGCCUCAAGAUCAAAUACUCCUCAUCAGAUGGAUCCUUCACAGAAAAGUAUGUCUUGCGAGAGGCGGUUCGUCCAUUCGUCACGGAUGAGAUUUACAAACGGACAAAGAAGCCUUAUCUGGGACCGACAAAGUUUGAAGAAAAUGGGCCUCUGCAUCAAUUAUUCUGUCGUCUGACUUCUCGAGAGAAUGUCGAUGCACUUGGGUUUAUAGACUGGGCAAGAACACAAGUACUUGUGCAAAAAGCAUUUCAAGAGAAAGAUCCGUGGGCUUUUCGAGUCGCGUUUAGUGUUUGUCAAUUUGUGGUGCUCUCUCAAAGAUUUGGAGUGGCAAGAGCCUCUUGA